Messenger RNA from Ichthyophthirius multifiliis, 459 nucleotides. RefSeq lists its product as hypothetical. The record is from RefSeq and is a predicted model, not a curated record. The transcript has 6 exons. Lineage: Eukaryota; Ciliophora; Oligohymenophorea; Hymenostomatida.
AUGAAAAAUAAGGUUGGACCUUUGGUACAAAAAAUGGCUAAACAUCUUGGUCCAUUAGGUGGACUGAAUUUAUUUAGUCCAGGUCCUGGUACAUAUAAAGUUGGAAAUGGUUUAAGUUAAAAAUCAUAUUCAAUUGGAAAAAAAACAGUUUGUCCUGGAAAAUACUUUAUAUCUAAAUAUAAAAGUUCAAGUUCUAUGUAAUUUAAUCCUCUAUCUUCGAAAAGAUUUUAACAUAAUAAAAAAGAUUAAUAUCCCGGACCAGGAUAAUAUCCUAUACCUUAAUCUAUAGCUAAUGAUGGAAAAUAUAUAGUUUCUAAAUACAUUUCUAAUGGUUGUAGAUUUUUUCCGCGUUCAAAAAGAUUACCAUUACCUUAAGGAUCACUUUAAAACCCAGGACCAGGUGAUUAUAGAAUACCAAGUGAAUUUGGUUAUUAUGAAACAAAAAGAAUUGUUAAAUGA